Molecule: messenger RNA, 1392 nt
Organism: Annulohypoxylon maeteangense
Lineage: Eukaryota; Fungi; Ascomycota; Sordariomycetes; Xylariales; Hypoxylaceae
Exons: 3
Coding region: 1-1392 (463 amino acids)
Source: RefSeq, a predicted model, not a curated record
AUGCCUCGAUCCAAUACCACUGUCGAUGUCGACGCUGAUUCCAGAGCCUACCUGGCUGCCAAAGAGGCAAAGGUAAAGGACCAAUUAGUCGCAAAGCUCAAAGAGAAUAACUUGCUGUCAGAUGAUCAGAUGAAUCAAUUCAAGCAAGAUAUAGUCAACUACAGCCAGAAAGAUCGAAUAAGAGGAUCACAAAGAGGACAUGAUCGACAGGUUCGAAAUACUCGACGUCGACAGCCCAACUUGGAAAAAGAAUACAACGAGAUAUCUCAACACUCUUUCAUUGAUGCAACAGUAGACUGGAUAGAAGAUCAUGGACCCAGUCGCUGUAUCCAAAUCUAUGAAGAUGUCAUAUCGGUAAUUCCAUGUGACCAAGGACCAGCACGAACUGAACCGACCGGACGAGAGGAACCUGAGACACCAUUUUCUAUAUCAAGAGCGGAGCCCGGGUUUGUGAAGUCCAAUGCUGAAUUGAUUGAUGACCUUGCCUCUGCGACUGAUAUGAAACCAUCGACGGCGAUAUGUAUUCGUGCAAGCAUUGUCUUCGCAGACUCAACCUCAGGCGGUAGAAAUUAUGCAUCUGGAAUGAUGACCAUGUCGAACGGGAUUGUUUUCGGAGGCCGACUUGGUCGCAACCAUAUGCUUAGUGAUGUGCCUAACCACUAUGUUCGAGAUCGCUUGAUGGAUUACAUCGACACCCAACUAGAAGAGGACAAGCGAGAGCGCGCUCGACUAGCCGUGUUCACCGACCUUAACCCCGUCGAAAUAGAGCAAUAUUCUACCCUCGUCAUGCAGUGGCUCAAAAAGACUCAGCCAAAGUCAGAUGUGGAACUAAUGACACUCGUCACCGGUGAUAAACCCAUCAAGACUGACAGUGAAAGAGCACGUGUAUUGGACCAAGCGCUGGUUCUACAAGACGUCUAUCAGGAAAUUGACUUGACACCUAAACCAGGAUUUAGUAAACGUACAUAUGACCGUCCGGGACCCAUCAUCUACUCAGUAGUAGAACCGGGUCGAAAGGAACCCACACCAGCAGAGUGGAAUUUAGACCCCGGCACAGACAUUGAUAGGGACUGUGAUCAGAUCCGAGCCAUGAUUGCCAUCUUCGUCUUUCAAAAAGAAUGGACGCUCGACGAAUUCCGCCUAGUGUUGGGUAACUCCAUCGAUCGUAAAAAUCUAUCUAUCUUCCUAGACAAGUAUGGGCCUACAAAGGGCAAUAAUACUAUUUUUGAGCUUUCGUGGGAGUUCUUCAAGAGGCGUGAGCUUCUCGGCUUGCCGGUGACAAGGAAACCGAAAUUCGAGAACGUUCCCCAGGAACUCGACAACAAUUCCAAGAAGCGUUCAAACACUACAACGGACGGUGGUAAAGCUCGGGAGAAGCGCUUCAGGAAAUAG